AUGGCAGCUCUCGCCAGCUCUCUCAUUAGACAGAAACGGGCGGUCAAGGAGGACCCAGGCAACCGACCGGUAGCCAACAAGCGCAAGCCCUGUCCUAAGAGCAACAAGUCCUUGUGCCAGAAACAGAUCCUGGUCCUGAUCUCCAAAGUACGACUAUGCGGGGGUCGAAAAAGUCGAAACGAGAAAAGACCGGAGCCACAGCUGAAAGGCAUUGUUACUCGGCUAUACAGCCAACAUGGAUACUACCUGCAGAUGCAGCCUGACGGCACCAUGGACAGCACAAGGGAUGAAAGCAGCUCAUUUUCACAGUUCAACCUAAUUCCGGUGGGACUGCGGAUUGUGGCAAUCCAGGGGGCAAAAACAGGAUUAUACCUUGCCAUGAAUAGUGAAGGAUACGUCUAUACCUCGGAGCACUUCACUCCGGAGUGCAAGUUCAAGGAGAGCGUGUUUGAGAACUACUACGUCACAUACUCCUCCAUGCUCUAUCGCCAGACCCAGUCUGGCCGCUCCUGGUAUAUCGGUAUCAACCGUGACGGCCAGGUCAUGAAGGGCAAUCGGGUAAAGAAGACCAAGGGAGCUGCACACUUCCUGCCUAAAGUUAUAGAGGUUGCGAUGUAUAAGGAGCCAUCGCUACACGAGCUCGCCCCUGAACCGGUGAGUCCACCUCGGAAGACAGUGAAGACGUCUGAUUCGCCGCCCCUAAAGAAUGGACGAAAAGAAGCUCCCAAGGCAGAUGCCUCAUAGCACAGGAGACCGAGGGUGGGACAAAGGGCAGCAGUGACACUGGGAAUACAGUCCCCUGUUAUGCACUGAGGGUGACUGAGGGAAUGGCCCUCACUGGCCACCACAUUCCAGAAGUGCACUACGAGAUGCUGAGGGAUAAAGGGUCAGCAUUCCAGCAGCAGCCGAGAAGGCCUGCGAGAGGAGUCCCCCCCCUCACCUGUCACCGCAGAAAGAAAGCCCAAGAGCCUGAGCCAGAACUACUACCACCUCCCCCUCCCUUGUCUCUUUCUCAGCCCCCCGCCACCCCUGUGACUCCUUCAUUUCUCUGUCAUGCUCAAGCUUCUUUGUCCCACUGACAAUUGCAUCUUUCCUCACAUGCCAACCAACCGUCUGCUCUAUUGUAGUAUAUUCACUACUUGCGCAUUCCCAGCGCUGACUCAGCAUCAUAAUCCUCACCCAUGGGCCCCCUCUUGAGCCCUAAAGUUGGUGACAGUGUGGCUCAGCCCAGCUUUCCACCCAACCAGCUAAGCUAAUCACCAAGGUCAACUAAAGCUCAAAGUGAGAUGAAACAGCUCACAGGGGAGAGAUAUCUGCAGGGAUCAUGGGUCAGGGCAGGGCAGGUCAGCUGAGCAAGACUAGGGUGUGAGAAAGUAUGGACAAAGAACAUUUAAAGAACUGUUUUAUGUGAUUAAAAAAAGAAAAUGGAAUUCUUGACAGCCCAGAUGGAAAUGGACACGGGUACAGAACAAAAUAUAGCAAUGCUCAAAACAUAACAUAACAAUAGCAAGGUGGUGAUGAUAAUGACCAGAUCAGGAUUUCAGAAAGGCGUGUAUGAUAGAACAUUUAAGAAGCUCACAAGAGAGGCACUGCUUGCAUAAGUGUCAUAUAAAAAAUAAAUAAAGCCACUAUUCUUCCGGGGAAGAUGAGCCAUAUAAUAGAGCAUACAUUACUAGAGUUUUCCAGACUCUUAACACACCUUAGCAAUACUUGUACCAACAAGCCAGAUGAUAAAUCUCAGUGAAGAAAGAAAAAAACCGAGUGUGUGAAUGAGGGAGAGAGUGAGCGUCACCCCACUUUCCAGCCUCCCUUCUCUACCAGGUGACCACUUAAUAUUGCACUAUCUUGUUUAAGGCUACAAAUUAACAACGGGGUCAUGUUUUAAAUCCAUGGUAGAUCUGAACUUUAAAAAAAAAAAAAAAGGAGCCGUAGUGUGUACUUCACUCAGCAUCUGCUGUCAGCAUAAAGCCAGGUUUGAAGCCGAACAUCAAAGCAGGAGCCUCUGAGCUGGAGCACUUGUUAUUCUGACGAUGUCUGGCAGCUUAUCCACUCACUAGCUUUAUCAAAUCACCUUGAAAGAAUCGCCAUCAAAGAUGUAGUUGUCUGAGUGAAUGUCUUGGUGUGAUUGUAUUUUAACCCCCGUGUGUGGACGUCUUCUACAGUAUGGAUGCACUGUGUGUGAAUGAGUGCCAGUACAGAGGAUAUAGAUAGAGAUACUGUGGGUAACCUCUACCAUGUCCUUCAGACAGGGCACGACAUUGUGUCUUUGAUACGUCUGGUCUGUGAAUAGGUGAUACUUCGUGGAACAUCCGUCUUGCGUAGCAUUUUCUCUGACUUUAGAGUCGUAAUGAAUUUUAAAAUAGAACAUAAAGAAAAGUCUCUGGGCAACCGAACCCACAGAACAUCAUUCAUUUAUUUCAUUAGGUGCAAUUAACUAAUGUCUCUCAAUCAGAUAUAUUUUAUAAAAAUAUGCAAUGACCUGAUAGAAGGGGAGGCUUCUUAAUGGGUGCAGUCAGGGUAGUGCUUGUUGUAAUGCUCCGACAGGCUGUUCUCAUACACUGUUUGAAGCUAUACCUUCCAAAAGUAAUGCACUGUAAUUCAUUUAUAUCACAUAAAAUCAAUUUGUAUGUAAUCAACGUAAUUGUGAACCAGGAAAUAUUAAGAGCCUCAAAGUCCGGGUAGAGGAGAAGAUCCGAUUGGAUAGCUGGGUCCAAAAACACCUGACUUUCAAAUGUGAAACCAGAUCGUUGACUUAUUUGUCACAUAUCUUCCGUACUUAAGUAACGCCAUUUCUGUAGUUAUUUUAACCCAAACUCUUUUCCUAAACCUAAGUUUAUUUUGAAAAGACUAUAUGCAUGUAACGGGAGGAAAUUGACACGUGUUGCUGGACAGUCGUAGGAAAAAGGUAAAAAAAUAAUAACUUUUCAUAAGAUAUUUUACGAACCGUUGUAUGAGGAUACGUUGGCUCUGGUAACCCACUGGGGGGGCGCCACAAUGUUCAGUCAAAGUGAAUUUGCAUGGAUACCACCCACAAACACAGACAGCAGUA
Molecule: messenger RNA, 3049 nt
Organism: Cottoperca gobio
Lineage: Eukaryota; Metazoa; Chordata; Actinopteri; Perciformes; Bovichtidae
Gene: fgf11b
Product: fibroblast growth factor 11b
Exons: 5
Coding region: 1-744 (247 amino acids)
Molecular function (GO): growth factor activity
Source: RefSeq, a predicted model, not a curated record